AUGCGCACGCAUCGUCUAUAGAAAUGCAUGACGAUCAGGGACGUGCAUGUGAGCCGUUAUCCUGUGCUGUUAUCUCUGAUAAAAUAUAAGGGAAAAGUGAUAGUUGGUUGAAGAAAAAUUUAACCCAUGUCCGCCUGAAGAUUCUCGGUUUAUUGGCUGGCCGUAUUCAUUUGCCUGAACCACGACGAAGCUUAAAAUGCCAUUGGGUAACCACGCGGCGCUCACACCGUUGGAAGACAUGUCGGGAGGUAGAGGACAAGCCGGAGGAGGGCUGCCGCAAAAUUGUUUGAAAGUUUUCAUUCAGCGCGAUUACAGCGAAGGCACAAUGGUCAAAUUUCAAACAAGGUUUCCCUCUGAACUUGGGGGUAGACUGGACAGUCAAUUGUUCGAGUACACGAUCAAUCAGUUGAAUAACUAUUUUGCGGAAGCGGAACGUGCAAGCUGUUCGACGUACUGCGAAGGUUGUCUCGCCUGUCUAACUGGCUACCUAAUCUACAUCUGUACAGAGACGCACUACGAAAAGUGCUUGCGGAAAGUAGCAAAAUUUGUUAGCGAACAAAAUGACAGAGUUUACAGGCCUCGAGGCUUGUUAUUGACUGAUCCAACGACUCGCGGUCUCAGGUUAAUAGAGAUUUCUGUUUUGGACAGACCUGCGUCGUGACUGCAUGCUAGUCGAUCCACCGAGUUCUUCAUGUGACACGCCGACUUUCGCCAUUUUAUACUUUAGUAGAAUCGCUCUCGACAUCUCAAUGCCUCUGUAGGAUGUCAUUCGAUUUUAGAUACCUAAUUAUCGCAGCAUUUAUUCCAUGCAUUUAUCCAAGAGUACACCAAAUUGUGUUUACAAAAUAAGAAUCUAAUUUUUAGAAACGAUCGAUCGAAAUAUUUCUAUUAAUUUAUCGCAUGUCUGAGAUAUCGCAGAGUCGAGUACAUAUUUCUUGAAUCUGUUAAACGGUUCGUAGUAAUAAAAAAAUAUACAUGUGUUCUUGGAUUACGACGGAUGGCUUGAAAAGUGACUUUUUUACAGUAUUGUUAGAGAAAUAAAUUUUUCGAUUUUGGUAUAAAUGCUGCACAAGUAGGAACGCCCAUUUUAUGUCGUCGACGGGCAUGAAAAAAGCAUCUUUGUAUUGUUUUUUGGGUGAAUGAAGAGGGAAUUGAUUACAGAAAGAAAAUUAUCUAGAAAAAUUGAUUAUUAAAUUAAACAAUUUUUCGUCACUAUUAUUUACCUUGAAAUUUGUUACGCUCUAAUUGAGAGUAAUUAUA
Molecule: messenger RNA, 1260 nt
Organism: Diprion similis
Lineage: Eukaryota; Metazoa; Arthropoda; Insecta; Hymenoptera; Diprionidae
Product: golgin subfamily A member 7
Exons: 3
Coding region: 197-661 (154 amino acids)
Biological process (GO): peptidyl-L-cysteine S-palmitoylation; protein targeting to membrane
Cellular component (GO): palmitoyltransferase complex
Source: RefSeq, a predicted model, not a curated record